Helianthus annuus (common sunflower) is the source of this 2096-nucleotide messenger RNA. Its product is annotated as probable polyamine oxidase 4. Lineage: Eukaryota; Viridiplantae; Streptophyta; Magnoliopsida; Asterales; Asteraceae. The record is from RefSeq and is a predicted model, not a curated record. The transcript is spliced from 10 exons. Gene Ontology annotation, molecular function: polyamine oxidase activity. The coding region runs from base 459 to 1925 and encodes 488 amino acids. Gene Ontology annotation, cellular component: peroxisome. Gene Ontology annotation, biological process: polyamine catabolic process.
AGAUAUUUUUAGAUACAAGUCGGUUUCGUCAAUAAAUAUCUCCUCAUCAUCCUCCACCUUCUUCAUCUCACAAUAAUCUACCCGUUCUAGAGAGAGAAAGAGAGAGUAUACGUAUUCUGCAUCGAUUGAUCCACCGAUCUAUGCGAACCGUCGGACACUCACCGUUGCCGGUUUGAUUUUCACCGUUCCGAUUAGAUUAUGAGCUGGUUUGACAAACUCCGGGGUUCUAAUUGUAGCCGCUUUAUUGCCGGCCUUUUGAUUUUCAUUCUUUACCAUUCUAAUCAAUUAGUUUCUAAUUUUCCUAAUCCUAUACAACCGUCUAAUCCAGUUUCGAUUUCGAUUUGAAUUUGAAUUUGCGUUUCAUUUGUUGAUUUAAAUAAAUCUGCGUUCACCGGAUCUGCCUCGCCUUCGUUGUAGUGUUGGUUUCUCGAUCUCUAGGUUUUGUUGUUUGAUUCGCUAUGGAGUUCAACGGUUCGAUUUCUGGCACUUUCGCGUCGUGCCUUGAGAUAAAACAGAGUUCAAAGCCUCGUGUCGUCGUGAUAGGAAGUGGUAUUUCAGGGAUAUCUGCUGCACAUGUGCUCAACAAUGCUGACUUUGAGAUUGUGUUAUUGGAAUCACGGGAUAGAAUCGGUGGCCGGAUUCACACUGAUUAUUCGUUUGGUUGCCCGGUGGAUAUGGGAGCAUCAUGGUUACAUGGUGUCUGCAAUGAAAAUCCUUUGGCCCCAUUGAUACGUCAUUUAGGGCUUGCGUUAUAUCGGACAAGUGGUGACAACUCAGUGCUAUAUGACCAUGAUUUGGAGAGCUAUAUGCUUUUUGACAAGGAAGGUAAUCAGGUUCCUCAACAGAUGGUAAUUGAAGUCGGACAAGCAUUUGAGAGAAUUCUCAAGAAGACUGAAGAAGUGAGGAAUGAAAAUCAACACGAUCUUUCCGUCCUUCAGGCAAUAUCAGUAGUAUUGGAACGACAUCCGGAUUUAAGACAAGAGGGACUGGCAUAUGAAGUGUUACAGUGGUACAUUUGCAGAAUGGAAGCAUGGUUUGCUGCAGAUUUAGAUAUGAUAUCUCUGAAAAACUGGGAUGAGGAAAACGUUCUCACUGGUGGGCAUGGGCUGAUGGUUGAGGGUUACUAUCCCGUGCUAAACGCUCUGGCAAAGGAUAUCGAUAUUCGUCUAAAUCACAGGGUUACAAAGAUAUCAAAUGAAGGGUCCAAGGAGGUCGUGAUUACAGUCGAGGGUGGAAGAAGAUUCGUUGCAGACGCUGCUAUCAUUACGGUCCCUAUCGGCGUACUCAAGGCGAAGUUGAUCGAGUUUGAGCCAGAGUUACCAGAGUGGAAGACUUCUGCUAUAUCAGAUCUUGGUAUGGGGAAUGAAAAUAAGAUUGCGUUACGUUUCGAUAACGUGUUCUGGCCAAACGUCGAGUUGUUGGGCACCGUCGCACCAACAUCAUAUUCUUGCGGCUAUUUUUUAAACCUACACAAGGCAACUGGACAUCCGGUCCUUGUUUAUAUGGCGGCUGGAAGAUUCGCUUAUGACCUCGAGAAUCUAUCUGAAGAAGCCGCUGCUGAUUUUGCAAUGGUGCAGCUUAAGAAGAUGUUCCCUCAAGCAACCCAACCCGUUCAGUAUCUUGUUUCGCGUUGGGGAACAGACCCGAACUCUCUUGGAUGCUACUCGUACGAUGUGGUUGGAAAGCCGAGUGAUAUCUAUGACAGGCUACGUGCUCCUUUGGGUAAUCUCUUCUUUGGAGGUGAAGCGGUUAGCGUGGAAAACCAGGGGUCGGUGCAUGGAGCUUACUCGUCCGGUGUUGCUGCUGCAGAAAAAUGCCGGAACCUUCUAAUGGAAAAACGCGGUUUCUUGGACAAGUUUCGUAUGUUCUCUUUCAGUGAUGCGAUUUUUGAAGCCGCGUUCCCUCUCCAAAUCUCCAGGAUGUGAUUGAUGAUGCGGACAUCCUUCAUCAGUCCUAAGUUUAAGUUCCGUUUCAGCUUUUAUGUUUUGACUUCCGUUUUGAUGCAAGUUUAAAACGGACUCUGUUAAUUUGGUAUUUCGAAUUUGAAUAAUGGAUUCUGAACGUUGAAAUAUGUUAGCAUCGUAUUUGCGACCACA